Phycodurus eques (leafy seadragon) is the source of this 3107-nucleotide messenger RNA. It is a transcript of the gene rab20, whose product is annotated as RAB20, member RAS oncogene family. Gene Ontology annotation, molecular function: GTPase activity; GTP binding. The record is from RefSeq and is a predicted model, not a curated record. Lineage: Eukaryota; Metazoa; Chordata; Actinopteri; Syngnathiformes; Syngnathidae. The coding region runs from base 1878 to 2654 and encodes 258 amino acids. Gene Ontology annotation, biological process: intracellular protein transport. The transcript is spliced from 2 exons. Gene Ontology annotation, cellular component: endomembrane system.
CGCCUCCUGAACGUCCUGCUCCCCCCAGAUGUUCAGCAACGUCCUCGUCUCCGCGUCCGACCACAGAAAGCCCCGCGUUGUGUUGUUGAGCAGCAUAGUCGAGCGUCGAGGAGUUGGGAUGGACGCCUGGCCUGCUUCUCGACCUGCCUGUCGUCUGCAAAAACCGCUAUCCGAGCGUUCGAGUGUCUUAAAAUGGUGAACGCGUAUGUAUUGUUGAAACGAGGGAGCAUUUGCACGUCGAGUCUCAGUGUUCUAGCUAAACAUUGCCAUGUUUAUCCCUUAACGUCGUUGGCAAAAAUGCACAAGCUGGGAAGUUUCACCAAAACUGAACAAGGACCAGCGGUCCAAACCAAUCCCAAUCGCAAACCUCAUUUCGGACAAUUUAGGAAACUGACCUCUGAUCGGUCCUCUGAGGGAGACUGCUCGCGUCCAACCCCGGGUUUACGCGGUGUCUGCGGGGUCCUAAAGACCACCGCGUCACUCAUCCGAGCUAACAACAUGGGCGUUAAGGUGUCAUUACUUCGACAAAACGGAACACGUUCAGCGAAUUCAACAAAAAGACAGCCGUAACACGGAAAUGAGAAUACGUUGCAAAAUAUGCUCUCACUUUACCUUCCGUGUUCAAACAGAACAAUGUGGCGAGAAUCGACACAGUUACGGUGACAAACAAGAAGGCGAGCUUCUGAACGGGCUGCGGCAUGUUGUCAUUCAUUGUUUACUGACAUGCUAGCCGCAGACACGAAGCUUCUUUUUUCUUUUUUUCCCCCAUGCGGUGCACACACUUCUUACCUAAACUCGAAGUGCGUAUCAACGCUGUCAACUGUACACAAAUACGUCUGCUCAUGAGGCUUUCCUUAGCCACAGCAAAUGCAGGAAGAAAUAGUUCACGGUGCCUUUAUGACUACUCGGAAAAUCCUAAAUCCUCUCAAAAGCUGUCGUAUCUAUACGACAAUUGUAGGACAUCAUGCGAGAAAUAACUCCUUUUCUUUGGUCAUUUAUUGUUCAGUAUAUACAGUGAGACUUCAUAGUGGGAAAUACUAUAUAAUAGAUACAUCUAUAUUAUAAUACUUGCUAGGUACAAAUCAGUACGUAUGUACAAUGUUGUCAGCGAAAUCUGUAAAACUCGCGAGGCUUCAGUUUAGUGAGCAUUGAAGGAUGACCGCCAUAAGUAUGUUUUUCUUUUUCUUUCGAUUUUUUUUAUGGGGGUGACGACAGCACACCAGGGGAAAACCGCCACCAAUCUGUCUUGACGAAUUCAAUUAUGAAAUAUAAUUCUUAAUAAUUUUAUUAAACCUGAUAAAUAAUGAUUUAUUUACACGUGUUAUUUAAUUGUAGUUAUUUAAUGACAUUUUUUUUUAUCAUUAUAUGUCCACGGCCAGGGUGACCUGGAGCUUAUAUCCCAGGUGACUUUGGGCUCGAUUCGAAAAUGUUAUUUAUUUAACUAUAAAAUAUUUUUAGAACUAUAUAUCAAGGCAUUUUUUUUUUUUUUUUACAUUUUAUUUCAUGGCGUAGCAUGAAAACGUGCUAUAAAGUGUUUUUCUAAAGGCCUUUGGGAAGGGGGGACGGUACCACGGUUGAACCUGCGAGGCGUGAUUGAGGGCAAAGUUUCCCCGAGUUUCACUUCCUGGUUUCGAGCUCACUUCUCGUCGCAACCGCUCAAAAGCGCGAGCGCAGAUUUCAGCAUGAGCCACUUUGAAGUGAAGUCAAGUCUCACCAUUUCCAACUUUUACACGUAAAAAAAAAUUCAAUAAAAAUUAAAAAUUAAAUUAAAAAUGGCUUUGAUCUGCUUUACGCUCUCGACGUUUAUGAGCUAGACCGCCAGUUGUCUUUAUCGUAACGUAACAGAGCGUGACUUCCGGGGGGGGCGAACGUUCAACAUGCCCGAGUCUUCGAAGAUGAGGAAGCCCGAUGUGAAAGUGGUUCUCCUGGGCGACAUGAACGUGGGCAAGACGUCUCUUCUUCACAGGUACACGGAGAAGAAGUUCAAAGACACCAUCAGCACCGUCGGAGGGGCGUUCUUCCUCAAGCAGUGGGGACCCUACAACGUCUCCAUAUGGGACACCGCUGGCCGGGAACAGUUCCACGGCUUGGGCUCCAUGUACUGUCGCGGUGCCGCCGCUGUCAUCCUAACUUACGACGUCACCAACUGGCAGAGCCUGGCCGAGCUGGAGGAGCGCUUCCUGUCCCUGACGGACACGGCCAAUCACGACUGUAUUUACGCCGUCGUGGGCAACAAGGCCGACCUGACGGACACUAAAGCACAGCUGUCUCAGGAGACGAUGGACGCGAAUCCAACGGAAUCCGAGGAGGACAGAUCAGAUUUGCUGUCGGCUUGCCCCACGCCCCCCGCCUCGCCCGUGUUCAUCCCCAGCGUCACGUUUCCCAAGCAAGUCACCCGUGAGGACGCGUUGGCUUUCUACGGGCGGAUACUUCGCUACAAGGGCUCGGACGAGAAGAGCAGCCUGCCCGCCGAGAAGAUGUGCUUCGAGACCAGCGCCAAGACCGGUUACAACGUGGACGCUCUGUUCGAGGCGCUUUUCGAUCUGGUGCUGGCCUCCAUGCUGAGAAAGAGGAACGAGAACCAGCAGUCUGCCACCGUGGACUUGGAAGUGUGCAGAGGCGGCGGCAAACGGAGCCGAUCGGGCUGCUGCUAGGACCCAAUGAGGAAGACCCACAGGGAGACUUUUAACUUUCGACUGAGAAUGUGAAUUAACAAAGAAACCACUAGCCUUUGUCACCUUAAAACCUUCUUACUGUGAAGCAGAAUCAUUUGGUAUUUGGAAGUGUUCCAGAUCUGAAAGUGGAUGUCUGUGGACAAUAAACACACUUCAGAAUCCAGAAAUGAAAUUUUCAUCAACCUCAUAGAGCCAACUGCACUAAUUGUUAUGAACUAGGUAGCACAUUACACUGUCUUUAAUAAUACUUUCAUUUGAAAAUUUCCAGGGAUCAGAUUUAAAUGUACCUUCAUUAACACAGAAUAUAUAUAUAUAUAUAUAUAUAUAUAUAUAUAUAUAUAUAUAUAGUGUGUAACUUGUCAAUUUGUCAAUGACCGUACAUUAGUCAUGUUUAAUUUUUAAGUCAUAAUAAAGAUUUUUAUUUUGCUGUGA